AUGGAGGAUUUAUUUUCGGAUAGGCCAGAUACUUCCAAAUAUGUCUCCCCAGGUUCAGAGGCCUCCACUAUCCCUUUAUUGAGUGAUGGUCCACUCACAGAGGAAGCUGAAUCAAGGUCUAAGGCUCGGAAAAUUGCUCUAGGAGUUUUGCCUCAGACAUCUUGGUUCAAAGGACCACAUUCCACAUAUAGAGUCUCUGCACCAGAGGAAGACAAUGAUUGUGUUUCCCUGACUUUUCCCAGAAAACUUUGGAAAAUUGUAGAAAGUGACAAAUUCAAGUCAAUUUGGUGGAGUGAGGAUGGAACUUCUGUUGUGAUUAAUGAAGAUCAAUUUAAGGAAGAAAUUUUGGGAAGAAAGUAUCCUUUCAAAAUAUUUGAAACUAACAGUAUGAAAAGUCUAGUUCGUCAACUGAAUCUUUAUGGGUUCCGCAAAAUUCAGCACCGACUUGAACGGUCUGCUUCUCUGGUUGAGUUUCUUGCCGAAGAGAAGGAAGUCUAUGCUUUAGCCAAGUUGCUGUGCUACCAUAACCCGAACUUUAAGCAAGGAUGUCCCCAACUGUUACGAAGAAUGAAAAGAAGAUUAAGGAUUAAAAAUGUUUCUCCAGCAGCUGCUUCGUUGGUUCCACAGGUGGACAACCAACAGCACCCUGGAGCAGAGAACAAAGCGAACAAUUCUAAUUCUGACUUAUUGGCUGAGAACGGUGUAGAAUGUUUCCUUUCAACUUCAGGAAACUUAAAGUGCAAGCUUUCUUUACAAAAUUAA
This is a messenger RNA of Perognathus longimembris pacificus (Pacific pocket mouse), 762 nucleotides long. RefSeq names its product heat shock transcription factor, Y-linked-like. The record is from RefSeq and is a predicted model, not a curated record. The transcript has 3 exons. Gene Ontology annotation, molecular function: sequence-specific DNA binding; DNA-binding transcription factor activity. NCBI's taxonomy places the organism in Eukaryota, Metazoa, Chordata, Mammalia, Rodentia, Heteromyidae. Gene Ontology annotation, biological process: regulation of DNA-templated transcription. The coding region runs from base 1 to 762 and encodes 253 amino acids.